AUUUACUUCUCGUUAGCUUGGUACUUGUUGAUUACUUCAUGCUGACCAUACAACGUAUCCAUUGUGAAAACAAACUAGCAGCGUAUUAAACUCUUGUUGUUGUUUUUUUGCCUAAUUGAACAAAACAUAGCACAAUGAAUAAAACGCCCAGCAGUAGCACAGCGGCUGAUACGAUCAAUGAAACCGUUGACACUCUCAUCAGCAACAGCUCGCGCCAACUUCUGGAAACAUACCGCGUUUAUGUGGUCACUUGGAAUGUGGGGAGCCGAUUUCCGGACAAUAUAUCAUUGCGCCAGCUGCUGGGAUUGCAUGAUGAUAGUGACGUUAACACCAAAGAGGACCAACUGCCAGACAUCUACGCUUUUGGACUACAAGAGGUAAACGCACAACCGCAGCAUCAAGUACUGGGACUCUUUAAAGAGGAUCCUUGGACGCACAAGGCAAAGGAAUUAUUGCGUUUAUACAAUUAUGUUGUGGCUAAAACGGAACAGAUGCAGGGCCUCCUGUUGACUAUAUUUGUGAGGCGUCCGCAUGUAGCACACUUGCGCGAAGUAGAGGCAGAGUUCACUCGCACUGGGUUCGGUGGCAUUUGGGGUAAUAAGGGCGCAGUGAGUAUCCGCUUUACACUUUACGGAUGCGGACUGGCAUUCGUUGUGGCCCACUUGGCAGCACACGACCACCAACUAGAUGAGCGUAUUGAGGACUACAAACAAAUACUGGAGAACCAUCAUUAUCAUGUUAAGCGCUACCGCGAGAUUUUUGACCACGACUACGUCUUCUGGUUUGGCGAUCUUAACUUUAGAUUAGAAGGCAACGACUCCGCCGCGGAAGUACGCGGUGCUGUGUUCGAUGGCCGGCAACUUGAUGCGCUCAUGAAAAGGGACCAGUUAUAUCUUGUUCGUGAACAGACGCAAAAAGCAUUUCACUUAAUGCAUGAGCGACUGCCCGAAUUUCCACCCACUUUCAAAUUUAAGGAGGGAACAUCCGAAUACGAUUUGAAACGACGACCGGCCUGGACGGACCGCAUCAUGUAUGCAGUGCAGCCGCUGAACCGCCAUCCGGCCAUGCAGCUCGCCAUAGAGCAGUGCUCUUACAAAUCCCAUCCCGCUUACAAUAUUAGCGACCAUAAACCGGUUACUAGUGACUUCACCAUUAAGCUCUACCCCAACUAUCGCGCACCGUGUGUUGUGUUUACCCCUAUCAUCGUCUGGCAGAUUGGCGAUGAGAACACAGUGGAGUACCGGAAACAGCCCGAGUUCGAGGAAUGCGCUAAUGACUGGAUAGGUAUCUAUCCUGAGGACUUUAGUAGUCUCAUGGGCUACGUAGCCUACGAGUACGUCAAUCAAGCGGAGUCGCCCUCAUCUCCAUCGGACAACGACCGGGACUAUUUUGACACACCGGCGCCGCACCGGCGUGGUCGACAUCACCACCGCAAUCGUCAGCGCUUAAGACGCCAACUAACGGCCACCGAGGAAGAGGUGCGCAUCGAUUUUGCUGACGACGUUGAGUUACGACACGGUGAGCAGUAUGUGCUUAUAUACUUCCAGAGCACGGGCCUGCGCGGAGUUUCUAGCGUGGCGGGCAUGAGUAAUGUUUUUGUAGCCGAAAAACGCAAGGGAUCCCCACACCACACGGAAUAUCACGUGGACUAGCUUUAUACAUUUUUUAUAUAUAUGUAAUUUUAUUACAUUGUUAUAUGUAUAUUUUUGCAUUUCGCACCCAGUGUAUUAUAAAUGUACGAUCCAAUAGAUUUCCCUUCACCCCAUCGAAAAGUAAAUUUUUACCUAACCUAA
Scaptodrosophila lebanonensis is the source of this 1793-nucleotide messenger RNA. RefSeq names its product inositol polyphosphate 5-phosphatase K. Gene Ontology annotation, biological process: phosphatidylinositol dephosphorylation. NCBI's taxonomy places the organism in Eukaryota, Metazoa, Arthropoda, Insecta, Diptera, Drosophilidae. The record is from RefSeq and is a predicted model, not a curated record. Gene Ontology annotation, molecular function: phosphatidylinositol-4,5-bisphosphate 5-phosphatase activity. The transcript is spliced from 2 exons. Gene Ontology annotation, cellular component: cytoplasm; plasma membrane; ruffle. The coding region runs from base 135 to 1652 and encodes 505 amino acids.